ACGUGAAAGGAGCCAUUUUUGAAGAGAUGCUGACCCCGCUGCACAUGUCCCAGAGUGUCAGAUAACUCGGUUACACGCCUACAAGUCCGUGAAGUGUUGGGCUUUUGACAAGAAAGGAAGUAGCAUAUAAACCUUGGAAAAUGCUCAGCAGCAGCAGCAGCAGCAGCAGCAUCCACAAAGGACAGCAGCCAAGAACAAAUCAGAGAAGCAGCUUGCCUUAUGCACAGAAGAAUGGCUAUGCAAACCCUGGCACUGUGGUUGCUGCUUCUGGGCUCAGUGGUGCCACAGGUCUGCUGUCAGCACUGGUCAUAUGGACUGAGCCCAGGAGGGAAAAGGGAACUGGACAGCCUUUCAGACACACUGGACAAUGUAGUUGAGGGGUUUUCACAUGUGGACACACCUUGCAGUGUUUUGGGUUGUGUUGAGGAAUCGCCUUUCGCCAAAAUCUACAGAAUGAAAGGAUUUCUUGGCAGUGUGACCAACAGGGAGAAUGAACACAGAAAUUAUAAAAAAUGAUGAUUGUUUGAUUCUACAAUAAAUAAUCAUAUUGGCAUAUCUA
Molecule: messenger RNA, 559 nt
Organism: Thunnus maccoyii (southern bluefin tuna)
Lineage: Eukaryota; Metazoa; Chordata; Actinopteri; Scombriformes; Scombridae
Product: progonadoliberin-1-like
Exons: 5
Coding region: 220-516 (98 amino acids)
Biological process (GO): multicellular organism development
Cellular component (GO): extracellular region
Molecular function (GO): hormone activity
Source: RefSeq, a predicted model, not a curated record